Molecule: messenger RNA, 640 nt
Organism: Limanda limanda (common dab)
Lineage: Eukaryota; Metazoa; Chordata; Actinopteri; Pleuronectiformes; Pleuronectidae
Product: histone H1-like
Exons: 1
Coding region: 20-640 (206 amino acids)
Biological process (GO): nucleosome assembly
Cellular component (GO): nucleosome
Molecular function (GO): DNA binding; structural constituent of chromatin
Source: RefSeq, a predicted model, not a curated record
UCUAAACGCAAAGAGAAAGAUGUCAGAAGCCGCUCCAGCUCCGGCUCCAGCCGCCGCCAAGGUUAAAGCGGUCAAGAAGAAGGUCGUGAAACCGAAGGCCGCCGGCCCCGGCGUCAGUGAGCUCAUCGUGAAAGCCGUGUCCGCGUCCAAGGAGCGCAGUGGCGCGUCAGUGUCCGCCCUCAAGAAGGCUCUGGCUGCCGGAGGCUACGAUGUGGAGAAGAACAACUCCCGCGUCAACACCACCAUCAAGAAGCUGGUGGUCAGCGGGACCCUGGUCCAGACCAGGGGAACCGGGGCCACGGGCUCGUUCAAGAUGAGCAAGAAGGUGGACACCAAGGUCCAGAAGGCGGUGAAGAAGGCCGCUCCCAAAGCGAAGAAGCCCGCCGCCAAGAAACCUGCAGUGGCUAAAAAGCCCAAGGCAGCCAAGAAGCCAGCAGCCGCUAAAAAGUCCCCGAAGAAGGUGACGAAACCAGCAGCGGCCAAGAAGGUGGCGAAGAGCCCGAAGAAGGUGGCGAAGAGCCCCAAGAAAGUGGCAAAGAGCCCCAAGAAGAUGGGGAAAAAGGCGCCUGCUGCAAAGAAAUCCCCCGCGAAGAGGGUCGCCAAGCCCAAAGCGAUGAAGACAGCAGCCAAGAAGAAGUGA